This is a messenger RNA of Ciona intestinalis (vase tunicate), 959 nucleotides long. NCBI's taxonomy places the organism in Eukaryota, Metazoa, Chordata, Ascidiacea, Phlebobranchia, Cionidae. The record is from RefSeq and is a predicted model, not a curated record.
UUUCUGCAUCGCUGGUGAUUGUGAUUGGUGAGAUUUCUGCCAAUCAGAUUCCGCGGAAUAUUUGUUGUAUCUAUGUUCACCAGGCUGAUACGUUAUUAAUAGCUUUAACUGAGUGUUGAAUCCCAGGUUCUUGACCUCAGCCACAUAGAACACCAAAGAUUACUUACGAAUAAGCUCAACAUAGACACCAUAUAUAAUGGAUGACAUUGUAAACGUGCCGUCCAACCUUCGAGAUGAAGCAAUACAAAAUAUCGAUGGACUUAACGUGUACGAUGCGGCUGCUCUUGAGAAAGGGGUCAUCGAUAAGUUGGACAAGGACUUGAAAGAAAAAGAAGAUGCAAAAAUUAAAAAGAAAAUCGACAAAAUAAUGCAGGAUGUCCGUUUAAUUAAAUCACUUCUGCGUCAAAACGAAAAAGCUCGUUCCAUGUUGCAAGAUAGUGAACACUCGAUGGCUCAUGUUGAGAAAGUCAAAGUUUUGCUGAGUCAGCGAAAUAAAUACGAGUCACAACUAAAGGCGUUGGAAUCAAAGAUUGGGGAAAUAAGAAGAGUUCAACGACUGCAGAACUUAACUCAAGAUGAUGUGAUGGAGGACUAGAAGACGACCUCGUUGUUGGGAUUCCCAAUGAGUUAUCAAGAUUAGACAAAGCCAAAGUCUCGGCAGCGAAAACUUUAAAACAACGGGCUGCACUUAUAAAGCAAGGGUUAGCCACGCCGUUCUCUUUCACUCCACACACUCCCUCCAUUCCAUCAACCUCGACAUUCCAACCAACUCCACAACCUCCCCCACAUAAGAAACAAGCCCUUCGAUUGGAUAAUUCAAGCGAAAACCCAUUUUUUACGGCGAUGGAUUCCGCAUUCAACCCGAAAACUGAACCCAAGCAAAAUCGACGUAAAACUAAAUCUCAAGGGCUCAUUGUGAGCAAUUUGCUGCAAAAACGAGCGCAAAGUGUGAGAGAAAA